CAAUGCCUUAUUGUAAACAGGAAGUGCGUCACGGAAUUUCAAACCCGUAGAGUCCCGUACAGCUCGUACCAAAUCACCUCAGCGUUUGGGAAUUACGCGAAUAAAUAUUAUUUUACUUAUUACUAUUUCUCUUGAUCUAGAAGGCGACUUCGCGCGUGGGCCCCGCUCGCAGAGACGCGCGAUCUUUGACUGUGAGGAACUUGAUUCAUUCACGCUAACGCUCUUCCAGAUCCGAGGCAUCUGAGGAUUGAGAAGCGAUAUCAAAUUCUGUCCGUGUCCACAUCACCCAGACAGAACCGGAACCGGAUCCAGCAGCAGAAGUGCGUCUCAAACGGGUCCAGAGCGGGACUUCAGUGAUAGUCAGCUGAUCUUUUGAAGACGCCGCACUGGUUUCCAUUGGCAACGGGCACGCGCACGGAUUUCAUCGUAAACACUCGGUUUCUUCUGGGGAUCAGACAUGACUUCGAAACAGAAGAAGGGGCUUCGAAGCUCUAUAGAUGACGUGUUGGGAGAUCUGCUGGGCGAUGGCGAGGAUGAAGGUCCGGUGAAGCCGCGCUCACCUGCAGCUCUGUCCAGCAGACCCACGGCCGUCCUCGCGUCCCGCGGCGGGAAGAGGUCGCUUCUGGACGACGAUUUCUUCAGUAAACUGGCCGAAGAGGCCGAGAAAGACGACGAGGGCUCUGACGUGUCUGAGGCCGAUCCCGCCGCUCUGCUGGACAGCAUGAAGGACAUGGAUGACAUGGACGCGGAUCUCUUCAGCUCCAAGAAGAAGCCGAGCUCAGCUCCUGCUCAGAAGAACGAGCCCAAAAGAGCAGAAACCGCUAAAGCGGACGCCGCUCCCGAGGAGAAGAAGCCCAGUUCGGCUCCGGCCGCCGCAGCGAGAACGUACAAGAAGUUCAGCUUUCUGGACGACGAAGGUGGAGGUCUCGGUCCUCCUCUUGCUGGCGAAGAUAAAGGGGACGAACCGUUGGAUGAUUUACUGGAUGACCUGGAACCCAAGCAGAAGACGGCUAAGAAAACCGAGCCGCCGUCCUCUUCCUCGCCGGCCUCUCCUCAGAAAACUGCUGCCGUGAAGAAGAGGGACGACCUGACGUUCGACGACGACGAAGACGACCUGAUGGACGCUCUGGGCUUCGGAGAAACGCGCAAAACGCAAGAAAGCGGAAAGGCGCCGAAGAAAGACGGCGAUCCUCCUCAGAGAGCCCGUACGCGACUGGAUGAGAUCCUGGGCCGAGGGACGUCCCCCCGUCUGCUGGAGAGACCCGUCACGGGAGAGAAGAAGGACGCGCCGCAGCCCGAGAAACAGACGGAGAAGAGCGCAGCGGGGAAAGCCUCUCUGGUGGACGACGAGGACUUCGCGUUCGGCUCCUAUCAGCCCACCGUGGGCUCGACUCCAGAGGGCCGCCAGUCCCGCAGACAGUCUGUCAGAUUCUCGACUGAAGACGUGAGCGUUCACUCGCCCGAACACAAGCCCAAACCCUCGGCGCGCGCCGCCCGGCCCAGAUCUGACUGGCUUGGCCUGAAGCAAGACGAAGAAGAGCUAAAGAUGAAGGAGGAGCCCAGACAAUCAGCAUCAGAGACCCUGAAGCCCCCGGCGUCACCCUCCACAGCGGCCCGAAAAGAGACGCCCGCUUCUCCUAAAACCACCUCCAAACCAGUGAAGAGAGACGAGGACGAGGAAGACGACUGGCUCGCUGGAGCGCUGAGCCGCAAGAAAACACAGUCUGUGAGCCAAUCAGAGGACAGGAAGCAGGAAGCGUCGUCAGGGCUGGGGGAGGAAGUGGACGCGUUUGUCAGCUCCAAAUCAAAUGUGCCUUCAGUCCCACGAAGACGACAGGAAGAGUCUCCCGUCCCAAACACAGAGCCCAGCAGAGAGUCCACUGGCGUCUACAUCCAGAGCACCGCCAGCUCAGAAGCUCAACACAAACCUGGACUCAAUCAGACCCUCUCGUCACAGUCCAGAGAGCCUAAGCCACGGCCCUUUAACUCAUCCAGCAGCACACAACCCAAACCACACGCUCAGGACCCCAGAGCACCCUCAGGACGGGACGUCCAGACAGAGACGCUCCCCUCAAGCCCCUCCCAGGGGUGGCGUGUGCCUGCUCUAGCGCCCCCUGCGGUGUGGAUGUUUCCACAGAAGUCUCCUGCAGAGGGCGCUGUACCUGUGACCCAAACACACACACCUCUGUCUGCAGACAGUCUACAGCAGCUUCUCAUACAACAACAGCUGGCUCAGUCUCAGCUGUGGGGUCUGAGCGGCUCUCUGGACUCACAGAGACUCCGAGACACGGACCAUCAGCACGACGUGACGUCACUGCAGAAGCGCAUCAUCCAGCUGGAGGGACAGGUGAGGAGCUUACAGCUGGAGAGAGACCAGAAUCAGAUGCUGUUAGAGAGCGUUCAGCAGAGACACAGACAAGACACUGAGCUCAUGGAGAACAUGCACAGAGCGCGUGUGAAGCUGCUGGAGGAAUCGUCGGCUCAGCGGGAGCUGCGCUCGCGGCAGGAGAACGAGGACCUGGCGGAGAGACUGGCUGCGGUCGCGCGUCUGGCGGAGCAGGAGAGAGCAGAGAUGCAGGCUCAGCAGCAGCGCAGACUCACGCAGUGUCAGCAGGACAGAGACAGAGAGGUGGAGAGACUCAGAGACCUGCAGAGGAAGUCCAUCCUGGAGAUGAAGAGAGAUCAUGAAGAGCAGAUCCAGCGUCUGAAGAAACUGAAGGACGAGGAGAUCGAUGCAGUGACCAGCGCCACGUCUCAGACCAGGUCUCUGACGGUGGUCAUCGAGCAGAUGGAGCAGUUCUCCCGCAGGCUGGGCGAUCUCUCGUCUCGGGUGGAGAGUUCACACGAAAACACGGCGCAGGGGCUGGAGGUCGGAGCCAGACAGAGAGACGAGCAGCUCCGAGGUACAGACACAAACACGGACACCUCCAGAUCGGCGCAGAGCGGAUCUGAACCUGUCCUACUCUCAGUCCUGCAGGAGCGCUUGAGUCAGCAGCAGCGCGAGAUGGCCGAAGAGAGGUCACGGCUCAAAGAGGUCAUCGCCAAGAUGGACACGCAGCUGGCCGAGCAGCAGAGACAGCUGGAGAAGGAGCGCUGGAGGGUCACGUCAGAACAGGCCAAAGCCGAAUCCUCCCUGCGAGGACUGGAGGAGGAGAGACGCACCAUGAUGCAGCAGUUCAGCAUGGAGAGAGAUGAGCUGGAGAGGGCAAAGAGCGCUCUUCUGGAGGAGCAGCAGUCCGUCAUGCAGCACUGUGCUGAAGAGCGCAGGAAGCUGGCGGCCGAGUGGAGCCGCUUUCACACGCAGGAGAAAGUGCGUCAGGAGCGCGUGGAGAGAGAGGCCAGCCGCGCCAUGGAGAGAGACGCACACAGAGAGGGCUCCAUCUUCAGCAUGGCGCAGGAGCAGGCGGACCUGAAGCUGCGCGCCGGAGAGCUGAAACAGAAGGAGGAAGCGCUGCAGAGAGACAGAGACGGUCUGGAGAAACUGAGACAGGAGCUGGACGCUGAGAAAGAGCGACUGAGCACCGCCGCGCUGAGGCUCAAGACACGAGCGCAGGAGGUGGAGGGGUUCAGUAAGCUUGCCUCCGAGCGCUUCGAGGAGGGAGAGAGAGCUCUCAGAGAGGCCAGACAGGUGGAGGCCGAACAUCAGACGCGCCUGCGCAACAUCCACACGCAGAUGGAGAGACUGAGACAACAGGAGCACAACCUACAACAGGAGCGUCUGAGGAGGACGGAUCACCACAGAGACACGGAGCGACUGAGACACACUCCUCCCGUCCACCCGGCGCCUCUCAUCACAGACUUCUCUCCAGCGUUAGCCAGCACACACCUGACGGCCGCAGUGACCCCGCUGCCCCCUGAGCUCCACGCCCGCCUCGCCCUCAUCAAACACACGGCCGAGAAGGACAGAGACUUCCUGCAGGAGGAGCAGUACUUCCUGGACACUCUGAAGAAAACCUCGUACAACUCCGCCGUGAACACAUGACCACGAGAGACGGGGGUGGUUUUGAUACGCUUUAUUUAAUAAACACGUAAAACAAAGCCGUUCUGUGUCCUGGCCUCAAUCUCCAGCAUUCAGAGCCACGAUGGAGCGCAU
Messenger RNA from Puntigrus tetrazona (Sumatra barb), 4093 nucleotides. Its product is annotated as fas-binding factor 1 homolog. The record is from RefSeq and is a predicted model, not a curated record. NCBI's taxonomy places the organism in Eukaryota, Metazoa, Chordata, Actinopteri, Cypriniformes, Cyprinidae. Gene Ontology annotation, biological process: establishment of epithelial cell polarity; cilium assembly. Gene Ontology annotation, cellular component: ciliary transition fiber; centriole; ciliary basal body.